Penicillium brasilianum is the source of this 1136-nucleotide messenger RNA. The record is from the annotation of a GenBank genome assembly. NCBI's taxonomy places the organism in Eukaryota, Fungi, Ascomycota, Eurotiomycetes, Eurotiales, Aspergillaceae.
CUCCAAGCAACCCGACUAAUAUUUCAAGGCUGCCGCACAUUUCACUCCGGACAUAGCCAAAGCUUCAACUCAACAGCACCAACUCUACAAGAGUCGCCUACAAAAUGGCAACCUUAUCCACCAUCUCCACAGAAACCACGCCAACCCUCACAAAAGUUAACCUCGACCCCAGCCCUAAAUCUAAAUCCACUUCCACUUCCACCGCCACCACAAACUCACCGGCAACGAUCUCUCCAACCCUCCAAAAAUCCCUCCGCCGCAUCUCCCUCCACCCAACACUCACCCCCUACCGCCGACGCGUCUAUCGUGUCCUCCUAUCCGUGCCCCCCGGCCGCUGGACCACUUACUCCGCGCUAGCAACAUAUCUCGAUUCUAGCGCGCGAGCUGUCGGUAACGCGAUGCGCACGAACCCGUUUGCCCCCGAUGUACCCUGUCAUCGCGUGUUGGCGGCGAAUGGCUCGUUGGGCGGUUAUAAAGGCGAGUGGAGAGUUAGUAAGCACGUCGCUGGCGGAGGGUUUCAGGAGGAGAAGAAGGUGAGGUUAAAGGAGGAAGGGGUGGAGUUUGAUGGGGCAGGGAAGGCGGAGGGGACUUGUUUUCGAGAGUUUAGGGAUUUAGAUCUUCGGGGGAAAGGGGAGGUGCUUUGAUUAAUGUUUUAUGAUAAUAUUCGGGGUGUGUGUAAGGACUCAUCAAGAAUGAUUCUCCUCCAAGCUUGAGGCCUCGAACAGCGGAGAUCCCUGCUGCAAUGUAGAGAUCCCUGCUGCGAUUUCUCCGGUGACAGGGAUCGGGUUCUAGACCGGAUUGGCAUAUUUUCCAGUACUGGACCGAUUGCCUUCUCCGGAGACCGUGAGCGCGCGAUGGCACUUUCGCAGAGUCAAUGUCCGACUCAAAAUCGCUCUCUUCAUCCUCCGCUCCUCUUUGCAUAGCCGCAAUUCGCGACAAGUGCCACGUCAGCUCAAGCAAGUUAAAUGAUGGCAGGGAUAUCGUCACAGGAUCCGGUGUGGUGAUUUCGAAAAUGUACCCAGAAGGUAUCAGUUGCCUAGAUCUCAUAUGGAAGAGCAUCAUCAUUGGUCUGGGGCCUCGUUGCCCCGGUUUGAAUCCAGGACAACGUAGUUGCCGGGGGAGACCUGAGUGAGCCU